AUGGCCGCUGCCAGCCCACGAUAUGUCGAUAUAGAUGCAGGAAUCAUGCCUGACGGGUCCUGUCCAAGCAUCGCCCCUUCUACCGUCUCUUAUUCUCACUCUGACCAUAACUCAUAUUCUGAAGGCCCACACAUUUCAUCGUUCGGCACAUCACCUGUGCUCGAUGAUCACUUAUUAACACCUGCGUCAAGCGCCGCAUCACCCCAGCUACAACAACGCUCCUGCAGACAGUCACCCUUUGAGCAGCAGCCAAUAGACCCUACGCCCUGCUCUCAACAGCCAACGCCACCGCCUCACCACAACACAACCACAGCAACAGCAAUGUACGCUUAUCCGGACUACAUGAACAGCGUCAGCCACGUCACCUCCUCCAUGUCUAUGCCCACCACUGUAGCAGAACAAUCUCAGGACCUCAUGGGCUCUUACCUUCACCACUCCCCUGGCCACGAGGAGCCGCCGCCGCCGCCGUCCACGCCAUACUAUGGCUCCUACAGCGUCUCUGUGCCCCCAGAGCCCACGGACUCGCCGUACUACCUACAAAACGCGGCCCUCGAUAACAACCACAUGAGAAUGUUGCAGGCAGAUGUGAACGGUGGCGGCGCAUACACACCCCGCCGCCUGGCCCCGCCUAGCCAUGCACCUCCGCCCAUGAGCAGCACCCUUCUUGCGGCUUCUUCGCAUAACCCUCACGCCUACCAGCGUGAAUUCCAGAUAUCCUUUCCCAAGCUGUCACCGCACGGCCGCCAUGCUUCGCUCCCCAUUAGGCGAGAUCCGGCGCGCAAGGCGAAAGCGCGGAGGAAUAAGAAGGGUUCGCUGAGCCCAUCCGCACAAAAGUCCAUCCGAGUCGGCAGCGUAGGCGCUCCUGCUGCUCCUGAUAAUACUGUUGCGAAGGAGAACGAGGUUCUAGAAGAAGAAGUUACGCUGGACGACAAUACGCCAGCUGAUCUGAGACGGCUGUGGGACAUUCGGAAGAGGUGGCUGGGCAAGAAGGGCAACGGCAUGUGGGAAGAUAUCAUGGUCGAGUACCAGGGAGAGGAGAAUUUCAGCGAGAACAAGAAGACGCAGAUCAAAGCGGCGCUGCAGAUGAAAAUUCACAGGAUGCUUCUCAAGCACGGAAAGUGGCCAACGAGAGAUGAGGCCGCACUUCUUCGCGCUUACAGGCGAUGGGAGGAGAGCCGCUACAGCGAGAUUCUCCGGCUCUAUGAGGAGGAGAAAGAGUUAGCAGGCGAGAAGAAGGCCUACGAGUGGAAAUCUCAGCACAUUGAGGCGCAGUUGGUCAAGAUGGGCCUUGAGGAGCCCGAGCGAGACCGCGACUCCAAGGCCCGCAAGAGAAAACAGGCGGCCGCCCGGCAUCACACGCGCACGGGCAGUGCACAGCACCACGUCGGUGGUCUCCUGAGACAUGUACCUCCUCCGCAGCACAGGCUUCCUGGCAUGUUUGAAAACCCCUUUGGCGAUCCUCACUACAUGGCACAACAACAGGGCCACUACGAUCUUCGUGCCGCCUAUGAGGCCGACCUGGCCGCUCUUGGUGCGCAGCCUCCAGUGCUGACAGAGGUUCAACAAGACCGUCUGGUCAACGACAUCUUGGAACGGAAUCCGUUCGAGGCCUCGCCUGAGACUCAUCAUCAUCAUCAUCACAAUCACCAACAAGAUGACGCAGACGUCAAGAUGUCCGACUAUGCACAGCCCGAAGGCGAUGUUCUGCACUCUCGCACGCGCAGUCGAUCUUCUACUACUACUCCUGCCGCGACUAUGACUACUACGACUGCCACCAGUACUCCUGCCACUACUACUGCCUCAAUGCUCUCCAUCAACGGUGUACUGUCCCUGGGCGCACCACCUGUUCAGCAGCUACAUCACCGGCCGUCUCAAUCACCUGACAUCAAUGCGCAGCGCUGUGCAGCAAUGGCAAGGCAGCUCUACGUUAUUGAAACUUUGAUGGCAUUCCUGGGGGAAAACAUAUUACCAACCAGAAAACGACAGGGCAGAGAGAUGGCAGCUGUUGAAACGUUAUUCAUGUUUGCGUUAAUUUCAUUCUUGCUUAUACUCGCUUGUCAUCUGUGGAUACAACCGGGUCUCAUGUUUGACAAUGACGAGUUUGUUUGGCUUCAUGCUUUGGACGAGCACAAGUUGUCUGAUAAGGGAGAAGGGCAGAAAGAGAGGAGGGAAGGAAAGACAUUGGCGUUGUGA
Molecule: messenger RNA, 2193 nt
Organism: Cryphonectria parasitica EP155
Lineage: Eukaryota; Fungi; Ascomycota; Sordariomycetes; Diaporthales; Cryphonectriaceae
Exons: 4
Coding region: 1-2193 (730 amino acids)
Source: RefSeq, a predicted model, not a curated record